GGGAGAAAGAAGAGGAGGAGGAACCAGAACUCUUCGCUCGGUCACGUUAACAUCACUUCUCCGCCGCAUCGAAAGGCAAACACGCUUCAGAAGCUGCCGAGGGAGAGACCAGAGUGUCUGCAGGGUGUCUGUCAGUUGUCAACAAGAGUAUGCUCCUUCUUCCUCCUCCUGCUCUCUCCUCUUUAUCUUCUCCUUCUUCUAAUUCUUCUUCUCGGCAGCCGCGAGUUACACGUUGUCACUGAUUUCCAGGAGACACUUGUGUGUGUGUGUGUGUGUGUGUGUGAAACAGCCGCGUGAACGAGUCUCCUCUCCUGAAGCAUGGAGACUCAACUGCUCUGAUUCCAAGUGGGAUUUUUCUUCCAGAAUGAACUUCUCUCUAAAUAAUGGAAAGUUGACAGCUUGAGAGGAACCUGACUAACAGAAGUGUGACAGGAUAAAGAGGAUAAAGCUCUCUCUUCAGAGGCAGGAUCAACUGAAAAAAAGUGUCAUGGCUGCAUAUGGACAGACGCAAUACAGCCCCGCCCUCCAGCCUGCAGGACCAUACACACCUUACACUCACCACACACAGGGCUACAGCAUGCCGUCCUACAACAUAAAAACAGAGGACGGUCUAAGUCAUUCUCCAGGACAGACGGGACUAUUGGGCUACUCAAACUUCAGCAGCACUCCUCCCAGUCAAAGUCUGUACAGCUAUUCACAUACACAUGGUGGUGGUAUUUCAUCGGGAAUAUUUCAAGGCACCCACGCGAUCUCCAGCACAACCCCAUUCAACCCUACGCAACAAGAGUUUUCAGCGUACUCCAGCUACAGUCAGAGUCAGUACUCUCCGUAUUAUAACUCGCAUCACUACAACAGCCCGUACCUAACCAGCAGCAACAUCAGCCCCGCUGCCAUCACAGCUCCGAUAGCCUAUCAGCAUCCAGAGCACCCCGUCAUGCUGCCCAACCACAGCCCAGAGUCGCAUACAGGAGAGUACCACCCACCGCCCAGCCCCCCCACACCAGAUAAAGAGGAGGGGGUCGCAGCGCGCCGGGGCUCAGAUGGGAAGUUGAGAGGGAGGAAAAGAGUCAGUGACCCCACUCCACCGCUGGACUCUGAUAUAGAGCGAGUGUUUAUCUGGGACCUCGAUGAAACCAUCAUCAUUUUCCAUUCACUCCUCACGGGAACCUUCUCCUCACGAUUUGGCAAGGACUCCUCAAAGGCAGUGUCCCUGGGUUUAUGGAUGGAGGAGAUGAUCUUCAAUCUGGCCGAUUCAAGACUCUUCUUCAACGAUCUGGAGGAAUGUGACCAGGUUCAUAUUGAUGACGUUGCAUCAGACGACAAUGGACAGGACCUGAGCACUUACAACUUUGGGUCGGACGGCUUCCAGAGCCCAGCAGGGGCUGGUUCUCUGUGCCUGGGGUCAGGAGUCCAUGGAGGAGUGGACUGGAUGAGGAAACUGGCUUUCAGAUACCGCAGAGUCAAGGAGAUCUACAACACGUACAAGAUUAAUGUUGGCGGCUUGCUGGGCAGCCCUAAGCGUGAGGAGUGGUUACAGCUGAGGCGAGAGAUGGAGGUCCUGACUGAUCUGUGGCUCACUCAAGCACUCAAAGCCCUGGCUCUCAUCAACUCCAGGCCAAACUGUGUGAACGUGUUGGUGACCACCACCCAACUCAUCCCCGCCCUCUCCAAGGUGCUACUGUACGGCCUGGGCUCGGCCUUCCCUAUAGAGAAUAUAUACAGUGCCACCAAGACAGGCAAAGAGAGCUGUUUUGAGCGCGUUUCUCAGAGAUUUGGUCGGCGAGCAGUGUACGUGGUAAUAGGAGAUGGCGCCGAAGAAGAGACCGUGGCCAAGAAGAAGAACAUGCCUUUCUGGAGGGUGUCAUGUCGGGCAGACCUGGAAGCUCUGAGCCAUGCACUGGAGCUGGACUACCUCUAGGUGGCGCCAGUCACCACACUCAAUCAUGAAACCAUCCUGAAUACCUGACUGCAGCUAGAGGGGUGGAGUCGCCCCCAGAGACUGAUGCAGAGUCAGUAUUACUGUUUGGAGGGAGCGCCGAGGCGUACAGUGUCUCACCACUGUCAAAGGACCUGUGUGGAUUUCGAGGCGAGGCUGCAGUGUUUCUCCGACACAUAAACAUUCAGCCAAAUAUACUAGACCAAAGUAAAAAAAAAUAAUAAGGGACCAAAGCUUUAUAAUUAACACCAAAAGGUUUUUUUAUUUUGAUUCAGAUCAUCUCAUGUUUUUUGGUGACCAACUCAUAGACACAACAAAUGUUGCACUGAAAACCAAAUCUUGCAUCCCGUUAAGUGAGCACAGUGGGUAUGUCUACGUAUUUUGUUAUGAGGCUUAUCUCGGUUUCUUUUGUUUUUUUUCACUAGCCAAAACUUCAAUGUUAAUUACAAGUUACAAGAUGCAUGGGAUACAUUUCCUUCACUAUAAUUUUAAAAUUGUUUUUUUUUAUAUAUAUCAAAUAGACAGUAACAUACUCCACGUAGUAAGAGGCUAGUGAAAAUGUUUGUCAAUGAAAUGUGAGCUAUUUAUUCUACAAAACAAUGAGGUAUAGAAUAUAGUUUGGGAUCUUUACAUAAA
Messenger RNA from Solea senegalensis (Senegalese sole), 2572 nucleotides. RefSeq names its product EYA transcriptional coactivator and phosphatase 2 (gene eya2). Gene Ontology annotation, molecular function: protein tyrosine phosphatase activity. The record is from RefSeq and is a predicted model, not a curated record. Gene Ontology annotation, cellular component: nucleus. Gene Ontology annotation, biological process: cell differentiation; multicellular organism development; positive regulation of DNA repair. Lineage: Eukaryota; Metazoa; Chordata; Actinopteri; Pleuronectiformes; Soleidae. Bases 488 to 1918 code for a protein of 476 amino acids. The transcript has 15 exons.